GUCUUCAGUAGCUUACCCACAGUGGCCGAGCGCCGGAAGAAGCACAUGGCCUGGAUCCACAAGAGCCAACCAGAGGACGACAAGCAGCCACGGGUGUUCUCACAGCUGAGCGCCGAAUGUGCGCGUGAUGCAGUGAGGCGAAAAGCCGUUGAAAACUUUGGGCCACCCCCACCAGCUUCCGAUACUCGUUGGGCUUUGAUUGUGAAACAUCCUUACUUCGAGCGCAUGUCCUUGAUGAUGAUCUACUUCAACGCUUUAUGGAUUGCGAUUGACAUUGAGUUCAAUAAGGCGGAGAUGGUCUUGAAAGCCACGGAGCCCUUCCUCAUCAUGGAGAUCUUGUUUACACUCUACUUCAGUGGUGAGCUCUUUGUGCGGUGGAUGUCCUACAAAAAGACCCGGCAGGAUUGUUUGCUGGUGACCAUGAUGCUCUUGGAGACCUGGCUCAUCCCUAUCACCGCGUUGCUCAUCGAGGGGGGCUCCUUGACCGGCGGCUCCUUAAGCCGCUCCGCCUCUGUGCUGCGCAUCGCGCGGAUUUUGCGCGUCUUCCGCACCGCGCGGAUCAUUCGAGUCGCCCGAUUGAUCGUUGCCGCCAGAUCCGUGUUCUUCACAUUGGUUCUGUUGCUGCUGAUCACCUAUGUCUUCAGCAUUGCGCUCGCACAGCUCAGUGUCGAAACGCAUCUCAAGGAGAAGUACUUCAACACCAUGCCAACGGCCGUGUUGAACCUGGUUGUGCAGUGUGUGAUGCCGGACCAAGAGGAGUUCUUCACAGAUGUUGCAGAUACCAGUUGGGUCAUGGGUACGCUUGUGCUGAUCUUCGUUCUCGUGGGCUCGCUGAUUGUCAUGAAUAUGUUGGUUGGGAUUCUUGUUGAAGCGGUGCAGACAGUCGCAACCAUGGAGCAUGAGCAGAUCCAUGUGGACUUCGCCAAACGAGUGCUUUGGGAUUUGAUCAAGGAACAAGGUGCCGAUGAGGAUGGAGACAACCGCAUCAGCGAGGAUGAAUUUGUCAGGCUUUUGGCCCGUCCAGAAGCUUCCAAAGCAUUGAGCCGGCUCGGGGUGGACGCGUAUGCCGUCAUGGAAACAGGGAAGCUGCUCUUCGAGGACGGAGAGCCUUUGACCUUCGGAGAAUUCAUGGACGCCAUCCUGACCCUCAGGGGAACCAAUCAAACCACCGUGAAGGACAUCGUGAACUUGCGCAAGUUCACCGCCGAUGAGUUCUCACAGCUUCACACGGUGCUGAUGGAUCUUUGCAAGUUCUUGGCAGGCGUACAACAGCAUGAAGACGGAGCAUCCCCAGAUCGACCUGUAGCAUCGUUGGGGAAGGUGAAAACAUGGGAACCUGCCACCAUGUUGCGACAGCGGAAAGUGGGGUGGGUGAGUGGAAAGUGGCAGUUCGGAACCGCCAGCCACAGCUUCCAGGGCCUUUGA
Durusdinium trenchii is the source of this 1425-nucleotide messenger RNA. The record is from the annotation of a GenBank genome assembly. Lineage: Eukaryota; Dinophyceae; Suessiales; Symbiodiniaceae.